Molecule: messenger RNA, 2061 nt
Organism: Octopus bimaculoides (California two-spot octopus)
Lineage: Eukaryota; Metazoa; Mollusca; Cephalopoda; Octopoda; Octopodidae
Product: trissin receptor
Biological process (GO): G protein-coupled receptor signaling pathway
Cellular component (GO): plasma membrane
Molecular function (GO): G protein-coupled receptor activity
Source: RefSeq, a predicted model, not a curated record
AUGCCAAGUAACUUGUUGGUCCUUUAUAUUAUCAUUAGAAAUGCUCGCUUGCGAACACGAACCAAUUUUUUCUUAGCAAACCUUGCUGUUGCUGAUUUCUGUGUCGGUGUAUUUUGUGUCUUCCCAAAUUUAUCAAUGUAUAUUUCGCCAAUCUGGCAUUUUGGAAGGGUGAUGUGCAAAAUCUAUUACUUCGCCCAUUAUAUGAGUCUCACCGUACCCGUGUUACUGUUGACCGUUAUUUCAAUGGAACGUUACGUGGCCAUCUUGCAUCCUCUGAAAGCCAAGCAGCUGUUCACUUUUAGACGAUUUCGUAUUGUUCAAAUACUAAUUUGGUUGCUGAUGGUCGCUUACAACUCUCCUCAGCUGAUUGAUUAUGACACCUUCACAAUAGGCAGCUACACGUAUUGCUACAUGAGAUCAGAAAGAAUUCAAACCAACGUGUAUGUAUUAGCCAAUCUGAUUAUUUGGUAUGUCAUUCCACUGGUAGUGCUAACGUUUAUGUAUAUAAAAAUAGCAGCAGCACUUUGGCGUAGCAGUAGCAGCAGCCUAAACGUAGCAUUGAACACAAAAUCGGGCAGUAGUAUUAAAUACAACACGAAUAUUAGCACGAGUGAUCCAGGCAAUAUGAUACACUACACUUCUACAACAACUACGUUGGUGCUGAAGGAGAAUUCGAUAAAAGAAAUGGACGCAGAAGUGAUACAGUUAAAUCGUAAUGUAAAAGAUAUGAUGAAACAUCACAGCUUUCGUCAAAGCAGUUUACCUAUAUCAGAAGCUCAGACGGAGCAAGAAUCCAUAUCUGAUUAUGAAUCACAAAUCGAAAAUGAAAGAAAUAUGAUUUACACCAGAACACCACAAAGUUUCACUGAAAGAUCGAAACAAAGCAAGACGACUAUUCACAAAAAUAGAAACAAUAGUCAAAAUUUUUCAUUUAAGAAAUCAUCUUCUACGUGUUCUAACACAAGUCAGUGUGAUUCUCCGUAUUCGGAAAGAGACGUUCAAAUCCAUUAUCCAAGAAUCAGUACACACAAAGUUAUUGAAGCUCGUAAAAAAGUCAUCAUACUUUUAAUUAUGAUCAUUUGUUCAUUUGCAGUUCUGGCUUUACCUUAUCAUAUUCGAUCCUGUCUCUACUUGUGGAUUGACACGACUUCACUGGGCAGUCUUCUUUCUCCAAUUUGUUACUUGCUGUACUACGCUAACAGCGGCUUAAACCCGCUCCUUUACGCUUUGCUUUCCGAAAACUUCCGAAGGAGUUUCAGAGACUCUUUUAGUUGUAGAAGAAAAAGAUAAAUAUUUCUCUCUUUCCCUUUCCUAUUGUACCUAUUACUUUAAUUAAUCUAUGCCAAAUUUUAAGAAACGCUAACAUGAAAAACUGAAAAUGUAUCAUUUCUAUAUCUGAAAAUUAUAAUUUACACAAGUGCAUAUAUGUAUGUGUGUGGUGUAUAUUGAAAUUUUGGGGUUUAUUUUGUCUGUUCUAAGUGAAUAUACUAUUUUCAAAAUCUCUUUAUGAAAUAUUUAACUUUAUAUUUUCAUCCAUCUGUUCGAUUUUCGCUUGCACAUCGAGUAACACAUUAGAUCUAUUGUUUCUUCGCGUCUGCUUUUAUUACUUGCAAAUUCCGUUUUUUUUUUUUUCAACUUCGAAAAUAACAGACCAUUGUUUACCUACUGUGUCUAGAAUUUCGACAUUUUCUUUUUGUCCUUUGCAUUUAUUCAUUUUUGAAGCAGAAUCAAAUUUAUAAGGGGAUAAUUAGAGUGUUUCCUGUAAUAGGUGUUGUGGCCGAAGUCUUUUCAGGGAAACAACAUUUGGAUAGGGUUAAAAGGAAAUAAAGUGUGCCACAAGGAAUUGUGACUAAUGAUAUUUUGUAGGAACACUUAAUUAUUGAUUUCACAUUUUAAUGUGGUAUUGGGGUUGUUAAACAGUUAUUGGCGGGAUCACUGUUAUUAUCAUUACUCUGUGCUUAUUUUCUUUUGCAGGUGAUGUGCAAAAUCUAUUACUUCGUCCAUUAUAUGAGUCUCACCGUACCCGUUUUACUGUUGACCGUUAUUUGAAUGGAACAUUUG